This is a messenger RNA of Sesamum indicum (sesame), 1972 nucleotides long. Its product is annotated as monodehydroascorbate reductase. Gene Ontology annotation, molecular function: oxidoreductase activity, acting on NAD(P)H. The record is from RefSeq and is a predicted model, not a curated record. Gene Ontology annotation, cellular component: cytoplasm. NCBI's taxonomy places the organism in Eukaryota, Viridiplantae, Streptophyta, Magnoliopsida, Lamiales, Pedaliaceae.
AUCCCGUAUUUCUCACCUAAAUCCCAAAACUAAGAAGAGAACAGGAGAUCGCCUCUGUCUUCAGCGGAUUCAUUCUCCAGCAGGUUGAUUUUGAUCGGUUAUCUGGCGUUGGUUCAAUGGCAGAGAAGUCAUUCAAGUACGUGAUCCUCGGUGGUGGCGUUGCUGCUGGAUAUGCAGCGCGGGAGUUUGCAAAGCAGGGAGUCCAACCUGGUGAACUGGCUAUUAUUUCCAAAGAGGCGGUGGCUCCUUAUGAACGCCCAGCACUUAGUAAGGGAUACCUGUUUCCGGAGGGAACUGCAAGGCUACCAGGUUUCCAUGUGUGUGUUGGAAGUGGGGGAGAGAGGCUUCUUCCUGAGUGGUAUGCUGAGAAAGGGAUAGCUUUGAUCCUUAGCACAGAAAUAGUCAAAGCAGAUAUUACUGCAAAGACACUUACCAGUGCAGCUGGUCAAACUUUCAAAUAUCAGACAUUGAUUAUAGCAACUGGUUCCACUGUUAUCAAAUUGACGGACUUUGGUGUACAAGGUGCUGAUGCCAAAAACAUCUUUUAUUUGAGAGAGAUUGAUGAUGCUGAUAAACUUGUAGAAGCAAUCAAAGCAAAGAAAAAUGGGAAGGCUGUGAUUGUUGGCGGCGGAUACAUAGGUCUGGAGCUAAGUGCAGCUUUGAAAAUCAAUAAUAUUGAUGUCAGCAUGGUUUACCCAGAACCUUGGUGCAUGCCUAGGCUAUUCACAGCUGGCAUAGCUGCCUUCUAUGAAGGUUACUACGCAAACAAGGGAAUCAAUAUCAUUAAAGGCACCGUAGCUGUUGGAUUUGGCACCAAUGCUGAUGGGGAGGUUACUGAAGUAAAACUUAAGGAUGGUAGAGUGCUAGAAGCCGAUAUUGUUGUUGUUGGUGUAGGUGGAAGGCCCCUCACAGCUUUGUUUAAGGGCCAGGUUGUAGAGGAAAAGGGUGGAAUCAAGACUGAUGCUUUCUUCAAAACGAGUAUUCCUGGUGUAUAUGCUGUGGGUGAUGUUGCUACGUUCCCCUUGAAAUUGUACAAUGACAUCAGAAGAGUUGAACACGUUGAUCAUGCUCGCAAAUCUGCUGAGCAGGCUGUUAAGGCAAUUUUUGCAAGUGAAAAAGGAACAUCUAUUGAUGAAUAUGACUACCUUCCAUACUUCUACUCCCGUGCCUUUGACCUGUCAUGGCAGUUCUACGGAGACAAUGUAGGUGACACAGUUUUAUUUGGAGACAACAGCCCAACAUCCCCUACACACAAGUUCGGAACAUAUUGGAUCAAAGACGGCAAGGUCGUCGGUGUAUUUUUAGAGAGUGGAACUCCAGAAGAAAACAAGGCAAUUGCUAAACUUGCAAGGGUCCAACCUGCAGUGAGCAGCUUGGAUGAACUAGGCAAAGAGGGUCUCGCUUUCGCCAGCAAAUUCUAAAAUUUAUUUUGUCAACAUAUAUACCAGAAGGCAUUGUUUCUGCAUUUAUCCAAAGUUCGUGGCCUUGGAACAGUUGUUCUCUGUAUUCUGGACCAUGCUCCUUGAUUGUGGUUUGUUCCAUGGACUAUGCAAUAUUUUUUUCGCCAGUACUGCCCCAUCACCUGAAAGCGACCAGAUUUCUAUGAAGUAACCUAUGUUGCAACAGGCGUUAUUGCUACCAUUUUCUUGAAAAUUUAUGUUGAGCUCUUACAUGAUAUUUUCUGUUUCUGCAAUUCUUCCGUCGUCGUUGCCACUGGUUACGGAUAUAAGUUGAAUAUCUUCGUGGCGAUAUGGUGCUCGUCUCUUCAGCAGCUAUCAAGAUAAUUAAUUGAGGAUUUCUCCGCUUCUGGCUUCCUAUUGGGGUGCGGAGAUUCAAGCAAACAACUUUUCUCGAACAAUUAACGUCAGAUUUUAAAAGCAUGUUGAGGAUCUUGAUGCCAACCACAUCAGGAUGAUUUCAGUUGUAAAAACCGAGUGCAUGACAAAUAUUUCAAUAAUUUGUUCUCCCAGUA